Molecule: messenger RNA, 2609 nt
Organism: Papilio machaon (common yellow swallowtail)
Lineage: Eukaryota; Metazoa; Arthropoda; Insecta; Lepidoptera; Papilionidae
Gene: rib
Exons: 2
Coding region: 190-1689 (499 amino acids)
Biological process (GO): regulation of transcription by RNA polymerase II
Cellular component (GO): nucleus
Molecular function (GO): DNA binding; protein binding
Source: RefSeq, a predicted model, not a curated record
UCAGAGCACGCCGCCCCCGCAGGGCUGAUGCAGCAAGCCCUUCGCGAAACUAACCAACGAUCGUGUUACGAACUUUCCUAUAGUGCCAAUGCGAAAUUAUCAUACGUCGUUCCUGCGUUCGCGACGUCUGCCUCGCUUUUUUGGAUAGUGCAUUUAAUAUUUGGAAAUUAAGAAGCGCACUUAAGAAAAAUGGGUAGCAGUGAAGGGCAACAGACGUUUUGCCUGAAGUGGAACCACCACAAAACUAACCUGGUGGAGAUUCUGGAGGCGCUCAUCAAAGUCGAGACUUACGUCGACUGCACUCUGGUCGUAGAUGAUCAGGUCACCUUCAAAGCGCACCGAGUUGUGCUAGCAGCCAACUCGCCGUACUUUCAGUCCAUUCUGGCUGACGUGCCUAUGGACCAUUGCAGCAUCCUCUUCCCCGGCGUCAAGGACUUCGAGAUGCGCGCCCUACUCGAGUACAUGUACACGGGUGAAGUGAACGUGACUCAGGCGCACAUCCCACGCAUUAUGAAGGUGGCGGAGGAGCUUGAAGUUAAGGGCCUGUUCGACAUGACCGAACUACGCCGUCGGCCUGGCAGCAGCGAGCGUACGCCGGCCGCGUCACCGCCCAGAGUAGUGCCCGCCGCGCCCUCAAGUGUUUCACCUCCCGUCCCCGUUCCCGUGCCUAAUUGUCGCUGGCCGCCUCCACCAACCGCGCCAGUGCUGUCCGCCGCCUACGAAUCCCCCGAUAUGAACCCUCUAAAGCGAAAAAAACUAUCCAGCAUGUUAGCCACUCGAGAUACUCCGAUUUUGCGCAACGUCCUGGCUCAGACUACCCCCGUUGAUUCUUCUCAGCCGAUGUCUCUAGUCUGCCAUCCUGUGAAUCAGCACGUACCUCCUCGCCUUCACUCCAACGGUUCUGCUCACGAAACUGACCGUCCCCCAAGCCCCCAACGCCCUUUCGAUUAUCGUCCUCGCAGACUGUCCUCUAGAGCCUCCUCGCCCCACUACAACAGAUCCGAUCGCUCCGAAGACGCUCAUUCACCGUACACAGAACGUUCUUUCGAAGAAGAAAAUUCCCGCAAUUUCCACUCAUCACCUCCACCGCCGAAUUUCCAACAAGACGUAAGAGCAGGUCUAGCGCCCUACGUACCGCCGCAACAGAAACCGGAAUGGAAACGAUACAAGCAGUAUACGAGAUCCGAUAUAAUGUCUGCAAUCGAAUGCGUUAGGAACGGCAUGAGUGCGUUGCAAGCGUCGCGAAAAUACGGAGUACCUUCGCGCACUCUGUAUGACAAAGUUAAGAAACUCGGUAUUACAACGAGCCGACCUAUGAGCCGAGGCGUAAAGAGGGAAACGAACGGAGCCGCCUUCCCCUAUGGUUUAAGUGGCACGGGAGGCAACGACGAAGGUUCGCCAACCACACCGCUGCUGGAUCCAUCUUUUUUGCAACAAGCAUUGGAAGGCGCCACAAGGGACGGCGGGCGGGAGGCAUUGCACGCCAUGGCUCUGGCCGCGGCGGCACACGCCGCGCUCGCGCCCCGCACGCCGCCUCGCUCCGCACCGCACUCGCCACGUACGCCACCGCCCGACGACGACCAUGUCGAAGACCUCUCGGUUGCGCGACGCAGAGACGUUGAUCCCCCUGCCGGAGUUAUCGUGCCGCCGCGAAAUUUUGCGCUCGACUGCAGCAGCGAAAGAGAUUGAAUCGCCGCUAGAGUCGAUUGCGAACAUUGGAAAAGACUGACUUAGGCGUACAAAGUUAGAGUAAGCACCGACCGCUAGGCUGCCGCCGGGCGCUCCGGCCGGGCGAUUGCAAUGGGCCCCGCGGCCACUUAUAUUCUACCUCUCUUCUUCUCUAUUUAUUUCUAAACGUCACCGAAGCCGUCGACGAAAUAAAAUUUCCGUCCAACGGCGUGGCGUGUCUUUUGUGAUUUUGUUUGUUUAUUUUCUUCUCUUUUGGUUUUUUUUAUGUUUUAUAACAUUUACGUCUUUGUUAAUGGGUUAGCGAAUAGGUUAGCUUUAAUUAGCGAGUAAGUAUAUUAUAAUCGAAGCUAGGACCGGAAAGGGCGCGGUGAGGCGGGCCGCGCCGGCCGCGCCGAGACGCCUUGCUGGCCCGACCGACGUGUUAUCGUGCAAUUGUUGUCCGCGACUGUGAUGUUUAUAGACUGAAACGCCGCCAUUACCUCACGUUUGCUGCAGAUUAGCUCUAGUCGGAGUACCGCGCGGUGCCGCCGCGUCGUCUCUGCGGCUUCGCGACGCACCGUGUCGCGUGCGCGCUCAUACAACUACAACAAGCGACGUAUUUAUAAUAUCUACCUAAUAAUUCCUAAAGUUGUGGUUUAAGAUUAAUAAUAAUUGUUUGCGAUUUGCCAUAAUUGUUCAUUGUUGAUGCCUAGAUGUAUUCACGUUGUCGUCGAUUGAUUUGCACUCGCACGAACUUUCUUAUUAGAGUUAGCGUGUUUUAUCACUAAGUAGGUGUGGAUGCUCAAUAUUUUAACAUAAUUUAAAUGACUAAUAAUUUUAAUGAAAGGAUAAUUGAUAAUGACUCGUGAAAACCUUAAUACGUAAAAAUUAAUUUAAAAGAUUUUAUGAAAUCGAUAACCUAAAAUUGUAAAAAAAUGCAC